This is a messenger RNA of Adineta steineri, 3975 nucleotides long. NCBI's taxonomy places the organism in Eukaryota, Metazoa, Rotifera, Eurotatoria, Adinetida, Adinetidae. The record is from the annotation of a GenBank genome assembly.
AUGGAAGCUCAAUUAAAAGCUAUAAAAUAUGUUUAUUCAACAGUUUAUCAUGGUGAAGAAGAAUGUAUGAAGAAUGCUACUUUAUUACCUAUUAAUAAUGCAAUAGUAUAUCCAAACAAUAAAAUCUUAUAUAAAAAAUCGGAUAAUACAAUAGAUUUUAUCGAUAUUUCAAAUGUAGAUAAAAGUAUAUUUUUUGAUAAAGGUUCUAAUCAAGAUUCUGUUUAUGGUAAUGUUAUUGAAAGAUAUAAUUCAGCUAAAAGUCGAUUAACUUUCAAUCCCGAUGAAUAUCAAUGUGAAAUGGUUGAUAGUGGUAAUAAAUUUCUUUUAAAUUUAAUUAAUGAUAAAUUACCAACAAUAAUCGCAAUUUCUGAUAUUUAUCCAACAUAUUUUGAUCUUGGAUUAUCUUCAAAUGAUUCUAAUCAACAAUGUUUAGAUUAUAGUCAUAGAAAAGUUGAUGAUUUAAUACAUUCAGGUGAUAUUCAAAUAAAUAGUUCAACUGUUAGUUCAUUAUUACAUUGUAUAUCUGGUAAAUUUAAGAAUGGAAUGAAAUAUGUAACUAUUAUAUCUGGAUAUAACAAUACACCAUUAUAUCGAUAUAUUGAACGACGACCAAUUGUUACAAUAAUUGAUCAUGAAAAAAAAAUUAUUUAUGUUGUUUCUGUACCAUUAGAUGAAUUUACUAUUGGAAAAUCAACAAUAUGUAUACCUAUUGGUAUUACAUGUCUCGAUGUUCAAGAUAGUACAAAUCAAAAAUUAUUGAUUGAAAUUUUUUCCAAUACAAAAUCUUGUGAUAGUUAUUUACCAACUUUAUCACAGCCUGCUAAAGAUACAAUUAUUGAAUCAAUCAAUACGAUUAGUUCAGACAUACCAAUUGAAGAAUCAACAGAUGAAAGGAAAGAAAUAAUUCUUCCACAUUCAUCAAUAGUAGUCAAUCCUACUACAGCAUCUAACAUAUUACCACUAUCAAAUAUUUCAAUGGAUAAACAUUCUGUUUUAAUCUAUAGUGGUAUUGAUGAAAUUGAUUAUUUUACAAAGAAAAUCAAACCGGAUAUAUUAAUUCGAUCAAUGAAUACGUAUAUUGUACUUAAAAAAGAAGAUGAUAAAUAUAUUUUACAUUCUGAAUAUCAUAAUAUUGAUUCAAAUGAAGAAUUAAAUAUCGGUCAACAACAUUUUCCUAAUUUAUUACCAAUGGAAGGUGGUGCAAUACUUUUUGCAAGUAAAACUGUUCCAAAAUUAAAUUCAGAUCAACAUAAAAUUGAAAAUAUACGUGAAAAUAUUUUUCGGAAUACAAUUCCAAUAUUUCUUAUGGGUAGAAUGGAUGAUUUAUGUCGUAAAGUAUCAACGAAGUUAAAAAUUAAUGCGAUUUAUAUAUGUAUAGUUGAUUAUCCUGAUAAUGAUAUAAUGUUAGAUGAUAUAAAACGAAAUCAAUUUUUAGAAAAUACAUGUAUGAAUGGUGUUACAGCAUAUGCUGGGCCAUUAUCUCUUGUUAUUAUUGCUAUUAUGAAUCCAAUUACAAAUAAUUUUCAAUAUUUUUAUGUUGAUGGUAUACAAUAUGAGAAUUUUAUUGAUUCAAUACCAUUAUUUGGUACGGAUAUAACGGAAAUAAUUGAAAAUAAAUUAUUAAAUUAUAUUGAAAAUAAUACAUUUGAAAAUUCUAUUGUUGACAUUAAUCAAGAACAAGUUUUAUUUAAUAAGAAAUUAAUAUCAUUUACAAAUUUUAAAAAUCAAAUGAUGGAAAUGACAUUAGAUGAAAUUAUUGAUAAUAAAUUUAAAAUUCUUGAUGUUAUGUCUCAAUGUCAAAGAAUAUAUGAUAGUGUAAUAAUGGAUAAAUAUUCAAAUGAAUUAGUUUUAUUAUUAGAACAGAAAAUUAAUCAAAUUAUUAGUGAAUAUAAAAAAUCCUUUAUGAAUAAUCUUGAAUCAAAUAUGAAUAAUAAACAAAAAUUAUCGAAUGAAACAUCGAAAAUUAAAGGAUUAAUUAAAAUAUUAAAACGUAAUACACAAGAAUUAGUCGAUAAAAUUGGUUUAUCAAUAUCAAAACGAAAACAAUCAUCAAUUAAAUUUAAUUUAGCACAAUUGAAAAAAAAAGAGACAAUUAAACAAAAUGUUCAAAGAGUAUUAAAUAUGUCCUAUCAAGAUUUUACUGAUUUAUUAGAAAAAUUAUGUGAUGAAUCAGGUGUAUUAUGGUUAAAUUUAGAUUAUAAUAAUUUAAUUCAAAUGUUGAAAGCUGUAAAAGAUAAUGAAAUUGGUAAAUAUUUAACAGAACCCAUAUUACCACUUAUUAAUUGUCGAAAUGGUGAUUUCAAUAUUGAUUCAUUUACUAUAUCUAUAUUAUUGGAACAAAGUGCAUGUGAAAGAAUGGAUCCUAUAAGACCACAAAAAACCGAUGAAAUUGUAACGAGUUUACCAGUAUCAUCUACUUAUGAUGGUUUAAGAACAAGUUCAUGGUUUUUUCCAUUAAUUGAUAAAUAUAAAAAUUUACAAAUACCUUAUGAUUUAAAUUGGAUAACUGAAGCAAAUAAUAGUGAUAUAGCUGCAUUUCGUAUUAUAUCACGAGGUACAAUAUCCAAUGCUUCCGUAUUAAGAGAUUUACAAUUAAAUAUUCAACCACAAGAUAAAAAUAUAACAUGGUUUUUAAUCUAUAUUACAUUAGCAGCUAUUGAUGAAUUAGUUCAAAAACGAAAAAAUGAUAUUGAUAUCAAUAAUUUUAAUGAUACAUUUUGUAUUAAUAUUCGAUGUUUAUUAUGUAAUUUAUUAACAUAUGCUGCUUCCGGUAAUGUUCCUUGUUCAUUUGUCUGGCAAUUAUUUACUUAUAAUACACGUCCUGAUUUACCAAAAGAUGAUUUUGAAUGGGGUAUGUACGUUCAAAUUAUGAAAUAUGUUGAAUAUACUGCAUGGGAUUUAACAAUACUUAAAAAAAAUAUUCGAGCAUUAUUAUGUAAAACAUUAAAUAAAAUAAUUCUUAAAGCUACAGAAACAUUACGUGAAAAUAAAUCAAAAUCAAAAAAAAUCGAUCAAAAAGAAUAUUUAUAUAAAUUACAUAAAAUAUAUUAUCCUUAUUAUGAAAAAAUGGUUCGUUAUUGUAAACAUAUACGUGAUACAAAUGAACCAAUCGAACAAGAUAAAAUAAAUGAAAUCUUACAUGUCUUAAGUGAAUUUAAUAAUCGUCGAUAUUGUGUUGGUAGUAUUCAUCAAUUAUCAAUACAUUUAAAAAGGAAUUUUCAAAACAAAAAAUUUGUUGAUAAAUUACUUAAUUGUAUAUUAUAUAAAUGGGAUAAUUAUGAUAAAAAAUAUAAAUUAAAAUUAUCCGAAUUUAUUAAACAAACAUUUUUUAAUUCGCCGUCUGAACAAGAAAAAGAAUUAGAUAUUAAUUUAAUACAAAAUCAACUUAAUGAUUUUAAAUUAAAAUUAACUGAAGAACGACCUAAUGUGUUAUCUAUGAUUGAUAAAGAAAUUAAACCAAUUACAAAUUAUGAUGAAAUUCAAAAAUUAUUUACACUUAUUGAAACAAUUAUUGAGAAUAAUAAGAAAAAUUUAUCAGUAGAUGAAUUAAAAGAGAUUAGUGCAAGUCUUGAUGAUAUAUAUAAAAAUGAAAAUAAAUAUUGGCAACCAUUUAAUCCAUUUCCACAAUUUAUAAAAGAAAAUAAGAUUGAAAUUUAUUUUAAUAAAACUGAUGAAGUAAAAGAAGAAGACGAAGUUGAAGAUAGUCAACAUAUUGUAUUGUAUAAAAGUAUAUUUAAAGAACAUUAUUUUGGUAUUAUUGAACAAAUUACAAAAGAUUUGAAAUUAAAUUCUAUUAUUGAACGUACAACAUUUAAUUCAACAGAUGAAUUUAUUAUAUUAGCUAAAUUUGCUGGAUUUGGACAAACAUUUGAAGAAAUAUCUGAAACAGUUAAAAGCAUUCUUCAUUCAUUACUUAUCAAUUGGGAAAAAUCAGCAGACGUAGCCGAAGCUAUUGCACUUGAACGAUUUAUUUAA